CUUAUUUUGGAACUGAAGUCUUCUCGUUAUCUCCCUCUGUUUCGUCCAAGGUUCUCCAAAACAAAGCAAGUAAAGAGAAAAUGAAGCUAAAGCAGUUGGAAGGCCUAGUUGGUAGCCUUCAACAAUUCUCCAACCCAAAAGUGGAAUUGGAACAAUACCCAACAGGACCCCACAUUGCCUCUCGCAUGCUGUUCACAGCAGAGAAUUCAUUUGAAGAUGUAAGCAGCAAGGUAGUGGCUGAUUUUGGUUGCGGUUGUGGUACAUUAGGUACUGCAGCCGCACUCUUGGGUGCAGAACAUGUCAUUGGCAUUGAUGUUGACUCCCAGGCUCUUGAAAUUGCUUCUCUAAAUGCAGAGGAUCUUGAGUUGGACAUAGAUUACGUUCAAUGUGACAUCAGGAACUUAGUAUGGAGAGGUCAAAAUAUUGACACUGUUGUAAUGAAUCCGCCUUUUGGAACCCGGACAAAGGGUGCGGAUAUGGAUUUUCUCUGCAUGGCUCUGAAGGUUGCAUCUCAAGCAGUUUAUUCCUUGCAUAAGACCUCAACAAGAGAUCAUGUGAAAAUAGCUGCAUUGCGAGAUUUCAACGCCAGCAGUGCUGAGGUUUUGUGUGAGCUUCGAUAUGACGUGCCACGGCUAUACAAGUUUCAUAAAAAAAAGGAGGUGGAUAUUGCUGUUGAUCUCUGGCGAUUUGUGCCAAAAUAGUGACUAAACACUGCUUGUUUACAUUACAUUAAGAUUGCUUAUGGGUCAUAGACUCGUAGUACUUAACAGAUGUAAAUAUGAAAUCUGUUGCAAACGUUUCAUCCAAAUUUAUUGGAUUUUAACAAUGUCAUGUUUUUGUAACAAUUGGAAAUAAGUUAUUUGGUUCUCAAAAUUGGAUUCUUCCAAUGUCACGUUUUUGUAACAAUUGGAAUUAAGUUAUUUGGUUCUCUUCUUCAA
Messenger RNA from Humulus lupulus (European hop), 938 nucleotides. RefSeq lists its product as uncharacterized. Gene Ontology annotation, molecular function: rRNA (adenine-N6-)-methyltransferase activity; nucleic acid binding. Gene Ontology annotation, biological process: rRNA methylation. The record is from RefSeq and is a predicted model, not a curated record. The transcript has 9 exons. NCBI's taxonomy places the organism in Eukaryota, Viridiplantae, Streptophyta, Magnoliopsida, Rosales, Cannabaceae. The coding region runs from base 81 to 701 and encodes 206 amino acids.